GCACUUCUCUCUCAGGCUCUGAAUAAUCUCAAUCGCACAGUUCUUUCUCAAUUGAGUCAUAAUUUGAAGAUUUCUCGAAUCUGGUGACUCUUUUUCCCACUCUCUGUCUAUGUUUGUCUGCCCCUCGCGAUUCAUGUUUUCGUUGUUUCUGCUUUGGCAUUGUAGGAUUGAGCUGCUUCGUUGUGUUUUAUUAUUUGAAACUUCCGAUAGUUAUGCCUGAAUGAGAUCCAGGUAGGCCUGUUCACAGAGCAUAGUGAAGAUGAGUGAAGGUCAGAAAUUCCAAUUUGGAACCAUUGGAGCCCUGAGUUUGUCUGUGGUGUCCUCUGUUUCCAUAGUAAUCUGCAACAAGGCACUUAUCAGCACACUGGGUUUUACCUUUGCUACUACUUUGACAAGCUGGCAUCUUCUUGUGACGUUCUGUUCUCUUCAUAUGGCAUUAUGGAUAAAGUUGUUUGAACACAAGCCUUUUGAUGCAAGAGCUGUGAUGGGAUUUGGGAUACUGAAUGGGAUUUCCAUUGGCCUUCUGAAUCUUAGUUUGGGUUUCAAUUCUGUUGGUUUCUAUCAGAUGACAAAAUUGGCCAUCAUCCCAUGCACUGUUCUUUUGGAGACUCUUUUCUUCAGGAAAGUGUUCAGUAGGAGCAUCCAGUUUUCACUCAUCAUCCUUCUUCUUGGUGUUGGGAUUGCUACGGUGACGGAUCUCCAGCUCAAUCUCUUGGGUUCUAUAUUAUCUUUGCUUGCAAUUGUCACAACUUGCAUUGCUCAGAUUAUGACCAAUACCAUUCAGAAAAAGUUCAAGGUUUCGUCAACCCAACUUUUGUAUCAAUCAUGCCCGUAUCAGGCAAUGACUUUGUUCAUCACUGGUCCUUUUCUAGAUUGGCUCUUGACCAACCAAAAUGUUUUUGCUUUCAAUUAUACCCCUCAAGUACUGUUCUUCAUCGUGCUGUCUUGCCUGAUCUCUGUUUCUGUAAACUUCAGUACAUUUUUGGUUAUUGGAAAAACAUCAGCCGUCACAUACCAAGUCCUAGGGCAUUUAAAAACUUGCCUGGUUUUAACCUUCGGAUAUGUCCUGCUUCAUGACCCAUUCAGCUGGCACAACAUUUUGGGCAUCCUGAUUGCUGUGAUUGGGAUGGUUCUGUAUUCCUAUUACUGCACCCUUGAGGGUCAGCAGAAAGCAAGCGAGGCAUCGGCACAAUUGUCUCAGGUCGAGGAAGUUGAAUCUGAACCGCUUAUUACUGCGGAGAAUGGAGCUUGCCUUCUGGGUGAUGCUGCCCCUGCAUGGAAUUCAAACAAAGAUUUUGAAGCAUAAGUGUUAUUUUAUCUUAUUUUGAUUUAAAAAUAUCAAAAUUAGUAGAUACAAUAUCUGUUCUGGCGAUGAAGAUGUUGCUGGCACAGGUCUUCCAUGUAAUUCUAUAGCAACGUAAAACGGUUUUUUAUGUAAGACCAAUUCUUUAUAGGAAAUACAUUACUAUAUGGAAGUAAUUUUGCAUA
Molecule: messenger RNA, 1488 nt
Organism: Prosopis cineraria
Lineage: Eukaryota; Viridiplantae; Streptophyta; Magnoliopsida; Fabales; Fabaceae
Product: UDP-xylose transporter 3
Exons: 9
Coding region: 260-1306 (348 amino acids)
Cellular component (GO): Golgi apparatus
Molecular function (GO): antiporter activity; UDP-xylose transmembrane transporter activity
Source: RefSeq, a predicted model, not a curated record